Molecule: messenger RNA, 912 nt
Organism: Schistosoma haematobium
Lineage: Eukaryota; Metazoa; Platyhelminthes; Trematoda; Strigeidida; Schistosomatidae
Exons: 1
Coding region: 341-643 (100 amino acids)
Source: RefSeq, a predicted model, not a curated record
UUUUUAUGAAUUUCAAGUAUUUUAUGAACCGAAUAGUCAAUUUUUAUAUAGCUACUUACAACACAAACUCCGCCUGUAGCUCUUCUAGAGUUACUGCCGGUCCCAAGCCCGGGUAAAGGAGGAGGGUUGGGCAUGGGGUUAACGUCCCCAUCUCGUAGAAAACUAACUCGCUAAAAAAACGCUUACCAGAAAAAUAAUUCAAACCAUUUUAACUCUGCCCUGGGAGUUAGAAGGUCUUCAUUUAGAAGAAUUAUGACGCUUCAUGGUGAAAGCCGAGUUCCUUUGGAAGCCACGAGGCCGAUACCCCUUCUAACAACCAGACCAAAAUUUUUAUAGGUACAUGGAACAUUCGAACAAUUUGGGAGAUCGAGAAGACCAGUCAAAUAGCAACGGAAAUGAGGAGAUACAACUUGGCAGUACUGGAAGUCAGCGAAACCCAUUGGACCCAAGCUGGACAACAGAGGCUAAAUACGGGAGAGAUGCUGCUAUACUCCGGUCACGAAGAGGAAAAUGCUCCACACACUCAGGGAGUUUCUCUAAUGCUGUCCAAACUGGCACGAAAUGCAAUUGUAGGAUGAAAAAUCUCACGAAUCCAGAAUCAUCAAAGCAUCAUUCAAAACAAAGAAGGAGGGAAUUACAAUGAAUGUUAUCCAGUGUUAUGCACCCACCAAUGAUAGCAACGAUGACAUUAAAGAUCAAUUCUACGAGCGGCUGCAGUCAAUCAUAGAGAAAUACCCAAGAAAGGAGCUCACCAUUCUGAUGGGAGAUCUAAAUGCCAAAGUCGGAAUAGACAACACCGGAUAUGAAUAUAUUAUGGGACGACAUGGACUGGGAGAGAUAAACGAAAAUGGAGAAAGAUUUGCAAAUUUAUGUGCAUUCAACAAAUUGGUCAUAGGCGGCACAAUACUCCCA